Molecule: messenger RNA, 6566 nt
Organism: Poeciliopsis prolifica (blackstripe livebearer)
Lineage: Eukaryota; Metazoa; Chordata; Actinopteri; Cyprinodontiformes; Poeciliidae
Gene: pvrl2l
Product: PVR cell adhesion molecule related 2 like
Exons: 10
Coding region: 1-1455 (484 amino acids)
Source: RefSeq, a predicted model, not a curated record
AUGGCGAGAGAUUACGCAGCGCGCUGCCCGCGCUCCCCGGAGCGGAACGCCUGGAUGGUGGCAGCGGUGAUCAUUCUGGCUGCUCAAGGUGUCGUUGCUCAGAAAGUGCGGGUGGAGGAAGAGUUGGAGGCUUAUCCCACAGAAUCUGUUGAUCUGCGCUGUGAAUUCGUCGAUGGAGGGAGUUUAACCAAGCUCACACAGGUGUCGUGGAUAUGGGAACCUGUUGACGGCCAAAGGGACAACAUUGCCGUGUACCACCCAACCUAUGGACAGAGUUUUCCCAACGUGGCCUUUAAGGAUCGAGUUAUUUUUCUCCAAAACAAUCUGAGGAUCCCGUCCAUACGGAUUAAAGACCUGCGCAUGUCCGAUGCUGGGCGCUACACCUGCGAGUACGCUACGUACCCGUCUGGAAACGAGCAGGGAACCACCACACUCAUAAUGCUCGCCAAGCCCAAGAACUCGGCCAAAGCCGUGACGGUCCAGGCUGGCAGCAAGUCGGUGAUGGUGGCCCACUGCGAGGCGGCGGACGGGAAACCGGCCGCCACCAUCAAGUGGCUGGCGUCGGUCGGCGGCAACCACUCAACCACCUCCACGAACGGGCCGGACGGCACAGUGACGGUUCGGAGCGAGUACAGGCUGGUCCCGACGGCGGAGGACAACGGGAGAGAGGUGACCUGUCUGGUGGACCAGAAGACCCAGGACCGGCCGUGGACUGAGGUUCUGAAGCUCUCAGUGGAGUACCCUCCCACCGUCACCAUCGACGGUUACGACAACAACUGGUACGUUGGUCGCUCUGACGCGGUUCUGUUCUGCCAUGCCACGGCCAACCCUGAGCCCACCACCAUCACCUGGACGACGGCUUCGGGUUCGCUGCCGGACACGGUGGUGGUGGAGCAAAACAAGCUAACGGUGAGGAAGGUGGACGACGCCGUCAACACCACCUUCACCUGCGAGGUCAAGAACAAGCACGGCGCCAGCAGGAAAACGCUCACAACGUUCGUCAUCGAAGAGAAACGGGAGCCUGUCCAGGAGCGGCAGACAGGCGCUCUGGUCGGAGGCGUCCUGGGGACCCUCAUCUUCAUCGGGGUCAUCAUCGGCAUCGUCUUCCUCAUAAGGAAGUACCAGCAAGACACGGAAGGUCCUCCGAAGCACAAACCUCCUCCUCCGGUGAAGGCAGGCAGCUCAACAGAGAUGCUGAACAAGCCGUCAGAGCCGCCCACAGCCACAGAGACUUUGCCUCUGAGCCCAGGAGAGGUUUACUACGAGCCCACAGGGGGAGAGCCUGUCACAAUGCUGGAUGAGGAAGCCACCGACGCCCUGAACGGCGGCGCCCCUCCCGUCCUCAACAAGGAUGGCUCUGACGGUCACCACGGCAACGACUCAUCCAAUCACGGACCCUCGUCUGGCAACAUUCCUCGUGGCGAGAGCUUCGUAUCGACCCCCAUGUAUGUGUAGCCGUAGCAAUGAAACCACAACAGAGGUACGCGGGAAAGUUUCAGGUCACCUAAAUUAGACAGAAGAACAAAAGGAGAGGCCAUGACACCUGUUUCUGCUUUUCAUCGUAAACUCUAAAGUUUUAAAGUGAUCCGCUCACGGAUGGUUUUUGGUUUCAUUUCCUGCGUUCACGUUUCCUUUUUGUGUUUACAUCAAAGCUAAAGCUUGUAACUCGGGAUGGCUAACAAAAGUAUCAAGCUUGUAUUUUCCUUUUUCAGUUUUCUUUCUUUAAACUUUUGUGAAAUUCAGUUAAAGUUUCUAUCUUGUCAAGCCAGGAAGCCUUUGAAAUCAUAUGUGUCACUGCAUAAGAUGAGGCGGGCUGUAAAACCGCAUGCAGAGCCGUUGUAUAGAUGAACUGGAGCUCUGAUUGGUUACCAAUUAAAAUCCACAUUUCCACCAAAAACAGUGAGAAAACUGCCUAUUCCUGGGAUUUAAUAUGAAAUGUUUUAUGCAACGUUUUGUGCCAUGAAAUUUAACAUCAUGAAAUUGUUAUUAAAGUGUGAGAAGGAGGCUGCUGAGUCUCAGCUUGUCUGUUUACAGCCAUGGGACAUAAUUUAAACAUUUUUGUCUUUCAAAGCAAGAUUAACACAGGUCUGACACAAAAAACAAACAAAAAAAAACAUCCUGAAAAAAUUCCUCCAAUCUGUUGGGAAAAAAACAACUUCCUGUCUGAGAAACACACCAGUGAAGAAACAAAAGUACCAGAACCGAUUCACACCAUUUUUGUUGUUUCUUUUACAUUUUUCAAGCAGAAAAUCAACAAACACCCUUCAUAACAAAGUGAAAACAUGUUUUCAGGCAUUGUGGAGUUUUAACAAUGUGAACAUGACACUCAUGGUUUUAUACUUUGGCAUCAAUCGAAGCCUCAAGUUCUGUUUGAAACUUGAGUCUUUCAGGAUGUUUGGAUCUUUUCAGAUAAUCUGAAACCUGCUUCUCGAGGCUGUCUGCUCGGGUCGCCGCCAUUUUGGGAGCUGAAUUCUCACCAGAGACUCCAAAACAUCCUUUGUGUUUGGUGGUUGUCUCACCCCGAUGCAAAGCAGUUUCCCACUUUCUGCUGCAGAAAAACAACCACAAUGUUUACGGACUUUGAACUUUUGAUUUAAUAUCAACUGUUAAGUCUGAGAUCUAAAGUAUAUAAGGGUAUAAUAUCCAAAUCAUGUUCAGUCAACUGAAUUUAUCACAGUUGGACUAAUUAAGCUGCAGAAAGCUCUCAAGGUGGCUCCGUUUUGAGUGCAAUGGGAGGAUGUACUUAUGUACCUCUGACUGAAAAUCAUGUUUUCGGUUUGUUGGUAUGGUGAAUUUUCACUCCUUUUCUUUUAGAUAAAACUAUUUAACCUUUAAAUAAGUCUCUAAUAUAUGUGGAAAAGGGUAUUUUCUGGUGGCAUAGCUGUCUGAGCAGCAAAGCCUUCGUUAACAUGAACACAGGAGACAAGGCAUAAUUUGAAGCUCUGUAACCUGGCAACAUUACAUAAUUAAGACGCCGUGAUCCGUAUUGGUUGUGUUAAUUGCAAAAUCUGGUGGCGCUACAGCUGCGUAAAUCAGCCUGUAGCAAUUCACAACAUUGGAGUUCAUAAAGAUUCACAAACUGUCACACAAAGACACAUUCCUCCUUUCAGAAAUCACACUGCUUUUAAUUAUUUAAAAUAUAUAUAGACUGUCAUAAUGUGUCAAACCUCAGCAUAUAUUAGAGAAAAACUGCCAUUGAAACCAUUUCAACCAUUUGAAAUGAUAACCUUUUCUGAUAUAUGCAGAACAUUUUGCUUUUUAGCUAAUGAGGGUAAAAAUAUAAUCUCACCUCACCCUGCUGUAUGUCCUCUGGCUGAAACUGAAAUUGGUCAACACAGAUGUCAAACGGUACCAAAUGAUAAAAAUUGUAAAUAGCAUUGAUAAUAUUGAUUUAUAAUAUAUUGUUGGUGACAUGUGUAUACAUAAAAUAAACAGGUGUAGGUGUUAUUAGUGCCUCUGUGCAGGGGAUGGAAGUCAGCUAAACGUCAAACGAGCGACUAAAAAAACAAAGUGUAUAUUACUAUUUUGCUUUCCACAAGUCCAUUAAAGUUGUCACUUAAUACGAAGAUGUUUUGAGUAUAAAAAAAUAAAUGGUGUGGAUUUUAUUCCUUGUUCAUAUUGCUCUGCAUGGCAUGAUCAGUGGCUUGUAGAAACACUUUCCCGAGGCUGUUUGCCCAAAAGAAAUCUUCAUCAUUUGUAAAAGCAUUUCUGAAUAUCGGAAAACAACGCUGCUUUUCUUUUUGUUGUUUUUUUUACAAUCUGCGUCUCGAUGCAUCUGUCAUAAUCGUGCACACCACAAGCUUAAAUCUAAUUUAAGGCGUGUGUUCUUUUGUGUUGUGACAGCUCCCCAGGCUGCCUGUGUUUGUCUUCAGCACAAAUCCAAAACUACAGCAGACACUGAAUUUCUCUCAGCCACAGAGUGCAACACACACAGAAAUGCAGGUUGUUUGUUUGGUUUUUUCCCCUUAUCAUGCUUUAUCUUCAUUGAGCCACACAAAUUGUCCUGAGUUCAUCAUGUCAGCUGUCAGAAAACCGGUUGGAGCUACAACCACCCAUGACAGCAAAAGGUGGUGGAUAAACUGCAGAUUUCUAGAGCUGAUCAACACGUGCAAAAGCUGAAUGAAUGAUGAGGAAGAUAACCUACAUUUUCUGAACCAUAGGCGCCUAAAACACUUAUUUCCUGACAUAAGCGAAUAAAACUUACAGUAUCUGUAUGCAGUCAGUAUCUUUCCUGCUGUUGAACAUCCAAUAUGACCAUAAUGUGAAGAAUCAUUAAGAAAUUCUCCCUGAGGAAGUUUCACUGCAAAAACACAUUUUACCAAGUAUUUCUGGUCUAGUUUCUAGUGCAAAUAUCUUAGUGCAUUUGAAAUAAACCCAAACUAACUUUUUAGCAUGGUAUAGGAAUUUAAGUCAAUAAUUCCUUAAUAUUCAUAAAAAGGACUACUGAGAUUAUUUUAAUAAGUACUUUUCCAUCACUACUAAGGAAUUAUUUACUUAAAGCAAGCUCCUAUUUCUCACCGAAAAGUUACUUAAAAUUUAUUUUUGUUUUAUUUCAAGUGUAAAAAUAUAUUUGCACAGGAAACUAGGCAAAACAUACUUAUUGUGUUUUUCCUGUGUAAUCUCUACUCCAGCUUAUUUUUUUAAACAAUUGUUCACAGACUCUAGAAAAACAUUAGAGGUUUUAUCUACUUCAUCCUAUUUAUAUCAACACAAACAUUUUACAGUUAAAUGUAUAAGAUAAACAACAUUUAUGCAAAAGUGAUGACAAAUUUUUAAAAAUCCUUUAAAAAUCUGAUUUGUGAUGAAAUAGACAGUGCAGUCAAAUUGAUACCAGUUACUUGUCAGAGGAAAAAUCCCAUUUGAGAAACUGGCUAACUUUAACUUAAGCUAACAGCUACUCAAUUUACACACGUCAAACAGGGUUAUGGUACAGCUAAAGAUGAACAAAUAGCAGGUAAAAGUUGUAAAAUAUCACUAAUGUAGGAUUUCUUUGUAUUUUAAAAACGUUUUAAGGUUUUUAAGUUAUUUUUUAUAAACAUAACAUUCAAGUAGCUGUUAGCUUGAUUAGCUGUUAGCUUGAUUAGCUGUUAGCUUGAUUAAAGUUGGCACCUUCCAGGAUUUCUCUGAUUCUUCUUCUACUAGUAAAACCCGGCAAAAGAUGAAACUAAUUAGAGGAAACAUUCACCACAGUGUCUCCUUCACUACAGCAUGCUCACCGAAAUAUUUAGUCUAUUUUCAGGAAGACGUAGCAGAAAUACACAUUUAUUUUUGAGUGAAAUUGGAAAAUUUCUAAGAAAUAUAUGACAAGUAGUUAUUUUUCUUUAACUGUAAGUUUUUAUUCUUUUCUGAAAAUAGCAGAUGCUAAUGGAGUAAAGCUUUUCAAGUUCCUCUGAUUGGAGGCUCUGAUGUUAUUUUUCAUUAAAGGAAAUGUCUGCAUGCUGCAUGGAUAUUUUGGGAGGAAAAAAAGCUAUUUCCAUAUUUUGUAGAAAAGCUUGUGUCACAUUAGCAGCCCAGCUUUUUAAUUUGCUUUUCUGUUGCUGUGCUGGACAAUCAUGUGUGAUGUAUUUUAUAACCCUGCCGCAGAACAAAAAGCUGUCUUCAAAGAGGGAAUGCGGCGCUUUUGCCUCUUUUUGUCUGUAAAUUAAUUUCACAAAAUGAAUGAAUGUUUAGUUUUCUGUGGAUUAAUGUGUUUAAUGUGUUUGCCAGCAGGCUGCUCUUGAUAGAUUGAGGAAAGGGAGAAAAGACAAUCAUCAGGACACAUUACAUCAGAGACCAAUGACUCUGCAAGCGUUCAGUUAUGAGUUUUGGCUCUGCCGUCUCAUUUGGAGAAUCAUUUGGCUUUACCCAGCGCCUCACGUUUAGUAGCGGUGUGUCAUUUAGAGGUACCUUGAAAUGCAUGAUUUGCCAAUUCCUGAUAGUCAUGAAGGUUGACACUUACGGCAAAAUCUGCAAAGAAAUCAAAUGUGUGGAUGGGCCGGCUUGGGCUCCUCAUCCAUAAUGAGGAGAUCCUGCAGUAGCUCCAGACAGAUCAUUUAACAGAUGAAGCGUUUGUCCCUUCAGUCUCUGCUUUGCAUUUCGGCCAAGGUGCUUGUUCGGUCUCCCCACCUUCACAAUUACGGGUUAAACGCCACAACCAUAAGCUGUGCACGUCAACGAUAAGGUUGAUCAGUCUGCAUCCUCUGCUUCAUUAAGCCUUAUUAUUCCAACAUUUUUUAUUUCCUUUUUCUGUCUCUCUCCUUCAUCCUUUGUCACUUCAGCUUUUCGUCACGGAGCCAGACGUGCCUUCUUUUGUUAUUUUCAGCCUUUCAAUUCUCACAUUUUAUUCUUUGACAGUAGAAGCGCUGAUGAGACGAGUGACACACAAACAGGAUGUGUUUGAAAAGGAAGAUAGGAAUGCUGAAACAAAAGCCACUCUCAUGCACUGGAAAUAUAACCAUAUUUUUGUGAAUGUUAUUGAUUUCGUUUAAUUUUCUUAUGUAUCACUUAUCAUUUUGUAUGCUUUUGGGGAAUUAUACUGUAUGUUUUUCAAUUCACUGUCUUGUCAAAUAAAAUGUAAAUCAAAAAGA